This is a messenger RNA of Colletotrichum siamense, 258 nucleotides long. RefSeq lists its product as uncharacterized. The coding region runs from base 1 to 258 and encodes 85 amino acids. Lineage: Eukaryota; Fungi; Ascomycota; Sordariomycetes; Glomerellales; Glomerellaceae. The record is from RefSeq and is a predicted model, not a curated record. The transcript is spliced from 2 exons.
AUGGCCAUGGCGCCGCUCGACUGGGGCGGCAUCGCCAUCAGCCUCGUGAUGCCACUAAUCCCGAACGGCAUGGCCCUGAGGACCACUGUGGGCAUCAUUGGUGCUGCCGUGACGCCGCAUGCCCUCUGUCUAUGUGUAUUCCAGCCUUUGACGGCCGGUAAUCUCGAGCUGGCCGCGCCGGGUCGUCACCGUAGCGCCGCCCUUCGUGGUGUCGUCAUUAUCCACCCAGGCUCUGUCGUUUGCAAUCUGAAUGCGUAG